Messenger RNA from Acomys russatus (golden spiny mouse), 2470 nucleotides. RefSeq names its product zyxin (gene Zyx). Bases 220 to 1950 code for a protein of 576 amino acids. The record is from RefSeq and is a predicted model, not a curated record. Lineage: Eukaryota; Metazoa; Chordata; Mammalia; Rodentia; Muridae. The transcript is spliced from 9 exons. Gene Ontology annotation, biological process: integrin-mediated signaling pathway; transforming growth factor beta receptor signaling pathway.
ACUGGGACGCAGAGUCCGAGGACUCGGCGCCUAAGCGGUCGUUGGAGACGCGGUGCUUACGCUCCUGGCCCGGUGAGGCGCGGGGAGCAGCUCCGCCGCCCGGGAAGGGGACACGGGGAGGAGCGGGUGGGGUCACCAAGAGGAGCUUGGACCAAGGGGUGUCAGCUUGGCACCGCGCUGCGUAACCUGACGACCCACCCCCAGCAGCCCGGCCUGGCCAUGGCGGCCCCCCGCCCGCCUCCCGCGAUCUCCGUCUCCGUCUCGGCCCCUGCAUUUUACGCUCCGCAGAAGAAGUUCGCCCCGGUUGUGGCCCCGAAGCCCAAAGUGAAUCCUUUCCGGCCUGGGGACAGCGAGCCUCUUCUGGCAGCCGGGGCCCAACGAGCACAAAUGGGCCGGGUGGGCGAGAUCCCCCCGCCGCCCCCGGAAGAUUUUCCUUUGCCCCCUCCUCCCCUUAUUGGGGAGGGGGACGACUCGGAAGGUGCCCUGGGAGGUGCCUUCCCACCUCCACCUCCCCCGAUGAUCGAGGAGCCAUUCCCCCCUGCUCCUCUGGAGGAGGACAUCUUUCCCUCACCUCCACCCCCCCUGGAGGAGGAGGGAGGGCCUGAGGCCUCCACCCAUCUCCCACCACAGCCUAGGGAGAAAGUGAGCAGUAUUGACCUGGAGAUCGACUCUCUGUCCUCACUGCUGGAUGAUAUGACCAAGAACGAUCCGUUCAAAGCCCGGGUGUCGUCUGGAUAUGUACCCCCACCAGUUGCCACUCCAUUUGUUCCCAAGCCUAGUACCAAGCCUGUCCCUGGGGGCACAGCACCCUUACCUCCUUGGAAGGCUCCUUCUAGCUCCCAGCCGCCACCUCAGCCACAGGCCAAGCCUCAGGUCCAUCCCUUUGUCCAGCCUCAGGCCAAGCCCCAGGUCCAGCCUGUUGUCCAGCCUCAGGCCAAGCCCCUGGUCCAGCCACAGCCUGUGUCUUUUGCUAAUACACAGCCCCGAGGUCCUCUUUCUCAGGCCUCAACUCCAGCACCUAAGUUUGCUCCAGUGGCUCCUAAAUUUACUCCUGUGGCUUCCAAGUUCAGCCCUGGGGCUCCCAGUGGACCUGGGUCACAGCCCACUCAAAAAUCUGUGCCUCUGGAAGCUUCUUCUUCUGUGGGCAUGGGGUCCCCUCAACCUCCUAGCUUCACCUAUGCUCAGCAGAAGGAAAAGCCCCUAAUUCAAGAGAAGCAGCACCCAGUGCCUCCACCAGCUCAAAACCAAAACCAGGUGCGUUCUCCUGGAGGCCCAGGACCUUUGACCUUGAAGGAGGUGGAGGAGUUGGAGCAGCUGACCCAGCAGCUGAUGCAGGACAUGGAGAACCCUCAGAGGCAGAGCGUGGCUGUGAAUGAGGCCUGCGGCCAAUGCAAGCAGCCGCUGGCCCGUGCACAGCCUGCAGUCCGGGCGCUGGGACAGCUGUUCCAUGUCACCUGCUUCACUUGCCACCAGUGUCAGCAGCAGCUCCAGGGACAACAGUUCUACAGCCUGGAGGGGGCACCGUAUUGUGAGGGCUGCUACACCGACACUCUGGAGAAGUGCUACACCUGUGGGCAGCCCAUCACUGACCGCAUGCUGAGGGCCACCGGCAAGGCCUUUCAUCCCCAGUGCUUCACGUGUGUGGUCUGCGCCUGCCCCCUGGAGGGCACCUCGUUCAUUGUGGACCAGGCCAAUCGGCCCCACUGCGUCCCUGACUAUCACAAGCAAUACGCUCCGAGGUGCUCUGUCUGCUCAGAGCCCAUCUUGCCAGAGCCUGGCCGGGAUGAGACAGUGCGAGUAGUCGCCCUGGAUAAGAACUUUCAUAUGAAGUGUUACAAGUGUGAGGACUGUGGGAAGACCCUGUCUAUUGAGGCAGAUGACAACGGCUGUUUCCCCCUGGAUGGCCAUGUCCUUUGCCGGAAGUGCCACACCGCUAGAGCCCAGACCUGAGUUGAGGAUGGGCCUCCUUCCAGACCACAGGUGUCCAUCCCCCACCGUGGACCACCCACACUGAGACCAAUCCUUGCCUCCACCCUCCUGCAUUCCAAACCCCUCCCCAAUGUCUCAAGUGCCCUGACCCAGGGCCUCAGCAUAGCCUAGAAGUGCUGAGGCCCCGUCCUGGUGCUGAGGCCCAGCCCUGGGCUCCAACCUUUGCCUCUCCUGCAGGGAUUUCCCAUCAUCCUGAGGUCCCCAACCCAAGGGUCACAUUUAGUGCUGCUGCUUUCACUGCUGCACCAAUGCCCUUGGCUGGCCUGAGCCACCUAUGCAAUGUGCUUGCUGAGGGUAGAAGCUCUCACCCUCCAGGAGCCUGGCUCCAGCAGCGUGGACACCCACCUUGCCCUGUGCUGCUAGGUUGUGGCCACAGCUAAGAUGAUAAAACCUCAUUUUUCCAGAAUUCCUGGCAGUACUUGAUUUCUUUGAAUAAUAGCUCCUGGGGUGGAAAUAGAGGGACUAGGCAGGGGGAAAAAAA